AUGAUCGAAGAUAAAAAAGUUGAUCGUAAAUGCAAGAGAUUUACAGCAAGGUUGAAAUCAAAAGGUAUCGGUUGUUCAAAUGUGCCUGGACCUAAUCUUGUUCUUUGCAAUGUUGGCCAAGCUACUGGUUUAGUAAAGGAUGACAUUUUAAAUCUUUUGAAUUACCUAACUGGAAUAAAACUAAAGAAGUUCAUAGCAGAGAAAGGUGAAUCAUAUUCCUUCUUGGUAUUUGAUACUAAAGAAAGUGCUUCAGUGUUUUUCAAUGAAUACAAUGGAAAAAACUGUUUUAGUAAUGGAACCUUUUUGUAUAUGUGCUAUGUUGAUAGUGUACCAGACACAGAGAUUUUGUGCCCGCAUAGUAAUCCUGAAGGACUGCUUUUGAUAGAAGAUUUUAUAAAUAUAGAUGAAGAGAAAGCAUUUAUAGAUCUUUUCAAUUGGAAGGACAACAAUCCAAGCUUGAAGAACCGACAAGUCAAACAUUUUGGUUAUGAAUUCCGGUAUGGUACUAAUGAUGUUGAUCUUAAUUGUCCAUUGUCUGAGAAGAUUCCAAAGGAAUGUGACAUUUUGUGGACCAGAUUAAAAAGUUAUGGAAUUGAUUUAGAUCCUCCUGACCAACUGACUGUGAACAAGUAUAUGCCUGGGCAAGGUAUACCGUCACAUGUGGAUAGGCAUAGUCCCUUUGGGCCCACAAUACUUUCGCUGUCACUAGGUUCCUCUGUAGUAAUGGAUUGGAAACAUCUCAGUGGGAAAAAUGUACCCAUUAUCAUACCCACGAGGUCGAUGCUUGUCAUGCAGGGAGAAGCAAGAUACGAUUGGCAACAUGGCAUACAACCUCGGACCUGGGACCCCAUCAUCGAAUACACGUCACAGGGUAACCAGCGUGUCAAAGUGAUAACAAGCGACACUACGAACAGAAACACAAGGAUAUCCCUUACGUUUCGAUGGACAAGAAGUGGGAAAUGUGAUUGCCCGUAUAAGACGCUGUGCGAUGCUUCGGACUCGACCGAGGAGUUUGACGAUUCUGUGGCAUCCAAUCUGGAAGAGUUACAUGUUCAUCAGGUGUACGAGCGUAUCGCACAGCACUUCAGCAGCACUCGGCACUCCGCCUGGCCGCGCGUGCUGCAGUUCCUACGCGCGGUACCGAGUGGUGCUGUGCUGCUGGACCUUGGAGCUGGGAACGGCAAGAACCUGCUGCACCGCACCGACAUUCUCCAGAUUGCAGGUGAACGCAGCAGUGGGCUGCUGAACGAGUGCAAGAGCUACGUUAGUGAAGUGGGCACCGUGGACUGUGUGAGGCUGGACCUGCUGCAAGCCGGACUGAGAGACAGCUGCGCGGACUUCAUCAUUUGCAUUGCGGUCAUACACCAUUUCAGCACCCAGUCUAGAAGAGCACAAGCAGUGGCCACAAUUGCGCGGUUACUGAGACCGGGCGGCCGAGCCCUCAUCACAGUGUGGGCCAAGGACCAGACCAGGUCCAACUAUCUCUGCAGAGAGAAAGAUAAAGAAGUUCACAGCAACAGUACAGUCGAGGUGGCCGGACUGACACUACCGGUCCACGAGAACAGAACCCAGUUCCAGCACAAGGACCUUCUCGUGCCCUGGAAACUGCGCGGCUUCAAGGAGAACAAACUGGCCGACAAGCCCGAGAGCACCUUACUUAGAUUCUAUCACGUUUUCGAAGAAGGCGAGCUGGAUGAGCUCUGUGAGCUGUCCAGUUUGCUGGUGGAAAGUAGUUUUUAUGAAGAGGGAAACUGGUGUGUUGUUUGUAAAAAAAUAUAA
Parnassius apollo (apollo) is the source of this 1779-nucleotide messenger RNA. Lineage: Eukaryota; Metazoa; Arthropoda; Insecta; Lepidoptera; Papilionidae. The record is from the annotation of a GenBank genome assembly.